Setaria italica (foxtail millet) is the source of this 3916-nucleotide messenger RNA. Its product is annotated as putative leucine-rich repeat receptor-like serine/threonine-protein kinase At2g24130. Lineage: Eukaryota; Viridiplantae; Streptophyta; Magnoliopsida; Poales; Poaceae. Gene Ontology annotation, molecular function: protein binding; ATP binding; protein kinase activity. Bases 472 to 3444 code for a protein of 990 amino acids. The transcript is spliced from 2 exons. Gene Ontology annotation, biological process: protein phosphorylation; hormone-mediated signaling pathway. The record is from RefSeq and is a predicted model, not a curated record. Gene Ontology annotation, cellular component: plasma membrane.
AAAAAAUCAAGUGCUCGACGUCUCCAAAACACUUGAGUGCUGUAUAGAUUAACCGUUUUGUAAUGAUAUGUACCGAGGCGUGAAGAAACUAAACUCACAUCAGUUUGACACGUGGCUUUAAUGAUAAGCAAAACUAAUCUAUACUUGACAUUCACAGGGACAACUAUGAAUUCUCUCCAGGUGAGCUAUCAAAUAAUCAAUCACCAAACCGUGCGCAUGCACAUCCCCCUUAUCCCAAGUCAACCAUUUGGCGCCAAAGCUGCAGCCCCCUUUCAAGUUUCAACUGCAGUUAGGCAGCCACCUUCCCGCCUUUUCCUUCCUCGUAUCUUCUCCAGCUACUACUCCUUCUGUCCUUCCUCUCAUCCUCCUCCCUCCUCCUCCUGUUCACCAUAAAACCACGGCAUUGUAGCAGACGUUGCUAUCAAUGGUCACCACCGCAUCCACCUCGUCGCCACCGCUCUUUCGGCCACCAUGGCCAAAUUGCUCAUCCCAAUCAUCAUCUUCCAUGUCGGCCUCGUGCUGAUCGCUGUCGCGGCUGCCGCUGCCGCCGCACCACCAGCAGUGGCCGACGACGACCGGUCCGCGCUCCUCGCCUUCCUCUCGAACGUCUCGGCUGACCCCGGCAGCGCCCUCGCGGACUGGGGCCGCUCGCCGGAGUUCUGCAACUGGACGGGCGUCAUCUGCGGCGGCCCAGGCCGGCGGCGUGUCACGCAACUGGUGCUUAGUGGGAAGGGGCUCUCCGGCGUGAUCUCGCCGGCGCUGGGGCGGCUGUCUCUCGUCACGGUCCUUGAUCUGUCGAGCAAUGCUUUCGCCGGCACGAUCCCGCCGGAGCUCGGCGCGCUGUCAAUGCUGGCGCAGCUGAGCUUGACCAACAACCUCCUCGAAGGGGCGAUCCCCGCCGGCCUCGGCUUCCUCCAGAGGCUAUACUACCUCGACCUCAGCGACAACCGGCUCUCUGGCGGCAUACCGGCGGCGCUCUUCUGCAACUGCUCGUCCUUGCAGUACCUGGACCUCGCCAACAACUCCCUCGCCGGCGACAUCCCCUACGCCGACGAGUGCCGCGUCCCCAGCCUCCGGUUCCUCCUCCUCUGGUCGAACGACCUGUCCGGCGAGAUCCCGCCGGCGCUGGCCAACUCCCCCAUCCUCGAGUGGGUCGACUUCGAGUCCAACUACCUCUCCGGCGAGCUGCCGUCGCGGGUGUUCGACAAGCUGCCGCGGCUGCAGUUCCUCUACCUCUCCUACAACAACUUCUCCAGCCACGGUGGCAACACCGACCUCGGCCCCUUCUUCCGCUCCCUGAGCAACUGCACCCGCCUUCAGGAGCUCGAGCUCGCCGGGAACGACCUCGGCGGCCGGCUCGUCGGCGAACUCCCGGGCGGGCUCCGGCAACUCCACCUCGAGGACAACGCCAUCUGGGGCCCCAUCCCGCCCAACAUCUCCGGCCUCGUCAACCUCACCUACCUCAACCUCUCCAACAACCUGCUCAACGGCUCCAUCCCGCCGGACAUGUCGCGGAUGCGGCGGCUCGAGCGGCUGUACCUGUCGCACAACCUUCUCUCCGGCGAGAUCCCCGAGUCCAUCGGCGAGAUUCCGCACCUCGGCCUCGUCGACCUCUCCGGCAACCGCCUCGCCGGAGCGAUCCCGGACACGUUCUCCAACCUGACGCAGCUCCGGCGGCUAAUGCUCCACCACAACCGGCUCUCCGGGGCCAUUCCCCCCAGCCUCGGCGACUGCCUUAACCUUGAAAUCUUGGAUCUCUCCUACAAUGGCCUGCAAGGCCCGAUCCCGGCGCACGUCGCCGCGCUGAGCAGCCUCAAACUCUACCUGAACCUGUCGAACAACCACCUCGAGGGCCCUCUCCCCCUCGAGCUCAGUAAGAUGGACAUGAUCCUGGCGCUCGACCUGUCGGCGAACGAGCUCACCGGCGCUAUCCCGGCGCAGCUCGGCAGCUGCGUCGCGCUCGAGUUCCUCAACCUCUCCGGCAACGCGCUGCGCGGCGCGCUCCCGGCGCCCGUCGUGGCGCUGCCGUUCCUGCGGACGCUCGACGUGUCACGCAACGCGCUCUCCGGGCCCCUGCCGGAGUCCCUACAGGUGUCCACGUCGCUCCGGGAGGCGGACUUCUCGUACAACAACUUCUCCGGCGAGGUGCCGCGCGCCGGCGUGCUGGCGAGCCUCUCGCCGGAGGCAUUCCGCGGCAACCCCGGGCUCUGCGGCUACGUCCCCGGCAUUGCCGCGUGCGAGCCCAAGCGCGCGCCCCGCCGCCGCCGCCCGCUGCUCCCUGCCGUCGUUGGAAUCGUCGCCGCAGUGUCUCUCAUGCUCAGCGCGGUCGGGUGCCGGUCCAUGGCGACGGCGAGGGCGAAGCGGUUGGGGCGCCGGUCGGUGCGCCUCGUCGACGGCGAGGAGGAAGUGGAGAGGGAGCACCCGAGGAUAUCGUACCGGGAGCUCGCCGAGGCGACCGGCGGCUUCGUCCAGGAGGGCCUGAUCGGCGCGGGGCGUUUCGGUCGCGUGUACGAGGGGACGCUCCGAGGCGGCGCGCGCGUCGCUGUGAAGGUGCUCGACCCGAAGGGCGGCGGCGAGGUCUCCGGCAGCUUCAAGAGGGAGUGCGAGGUGCUGAGACGGACGCGGCACAAGAACCUCGUCAGGGUGAUCACCACCUGCAGCACGGCCGGGUUCAACGCGCUCGUGCUCCCCCUGAUGCCCAAUGGCAGCCUCGACGGCUUCCUCUACCCGCACGGCGGCGGCGACAAUGGCGACGGCGGCGGCCUCGACUUCGGCCAGAUCAUGGGGAUCGCGAGCGACGUCGCCGAGGGGAUGGCCUACCUACACCACUACGCGCCGGUCAGGGUCGUGCACUGCGACCUCAAGCCGAGCAACGUCCUCCUCGACGAGGGGAUGCGCGCCGUCAUCUCGGACUUCGGCAUCGCCCGGCUCCUCGCCGGCGCCGGCGCCGGCGAAGCCAGCUCAACCAGCGAAGAGUCCGCCCCGUGCAACUCCAUCACCGGACUGUUGCAAGGCUCCGUUGGGUACAUCGCACCUGAGUAUGGAUUGGGAGGGCAUCCAUCGACGCAGGGCGACGUGUACAGCUUCGGCGUGAUGCUCCUGGAGCUCAUCACCGGGAAGCGGCCGACGGACGUGAUCUUCCACGAGGGGCUCACGCUGCACGACUGGGUGAGGCGGCACUACCCGCACGACGUCGCGGCCGUCCUCGCGCACGCGCCGUGGCGAGGGCGGCCGCUGCAGUCGCCGCCGGCGGCGGCGGCCGAGGUCGCCGUCGUCGAGCUGAUCGAGCUCGGGCUCGUGUGCACGCAGCACUCGCCGGCGCUGCGCCCCACCAUGGCCGACGUCUGCCACGAGAUCACGCUGCUCAGGGAGGACCUCGCCCGCCACGGCGCCGCCGACGGCCGCCGCUCGUUCUCGACCAAGGACUCGCUGUUCUCCAACUAAAUCCACAACGAAUUCUUUAGGAUAAAUAAUCCAUCAGUGCACGCAAACCACACGCCAGGAAACAUCGAUCGAUGCGUGCUGCAGCUGCCGCUGCUGUUUUCGUGGUGGUGGAUUCGACGACGGGUCGUCUCCCUCACCUCCGGCCGGCACCACCAUUGAUGAUUUGUUUAUUCCAUGGUUGGAAGUCGCCUACUAAACUAGUGCUGAUUCUUUGAGUUGUUAAUUCUGCAAUGGAGGCGGCACUCGAUUAAACCCGUGCUGCGUGUUGCGAACAUGUCGGACUCCAUUAGUAGCCGUUUAGGAAGCGAAAAGGCUCUUGAGUUAGGUCAUUAUUCAGGUGCUCACGAUCAAGCAUAAACAAAACCCUAGCUACUACUUAAUUGUACCCGAAAGAUCAUGGUCGGCGCUGUCAUUCGAUGCAUCUGAUGAAUGAUCAUGUAUGAUUGUCUGAAGAGAAUGUAAUGCCCUCUUC